Messenger RNA from Cimex lectularius (bed bug), 2299 nucleotides. Its product is annotated as RING finger protein 212B-like. Gene Ontology annotation, biological process: reciprocal meiotic recombination; protein sumoylation; homologous chromosome pairing at meiosis. The record is from RefSeq and is a predicted model, not a curated record. The coding region runs from base 1263 to 1961 and encodes 232 amino acids. Gene Ontology annotation, molecular function: SUMO transferase activity. Gene Ontology annotation, cellular component: synaptonemal complex. The transcript is spliced from 12 exons. NCBI's taxonomy places the organism in Eukaryota, Metazoa, Arthropoda, Insecta, Hemiptera, Cimicidae.
UUGUUUGAACUAAAAACAGGUGGUAGCAAUUUUUUAUAUGUAUUAAUUUUUAUUGCGUAUAAAUUUUAAUUUACAGUAAUUUGUUUACAUAAUUGUAUUCAGUUGGCUCCAGGGCAUUAUCGCACCUUUAUCGCCUAGUUUGCAUUAAAUAUAUGUUUAAUUUUAUCUUAAAAUAUAUAUUAAGCAUAAAAGUUUAGGGGAAAAAUAUAUUUAAAAAACUCCAGGCAUUCUCAAAACACAAUAUUAGAUGCAGGUUCAUCUAAUUCAAUAAAUAAGUGUUACAUUUAAGUUUUACAAUAAAAUACUGGCAGGCCUUGAGAAUCACCCACUUUGGGUGUUGGCAGUCUGGCGUCAGACUUCAGCCUUAUCCGUCCAGCUACUGAGGUUGGGCUCCAAGAGCUAUCAACAGAUAGGUCUUUUCAGCCCCCAACACAAUAAUUCCUAAAUCCAUACACACUAACAUUCUUACUCUUGACUAUAUUCUUCCUUAUUUACAUACCAUUCACACAGCUAGAGUAGUGGAGUACUCAAUAUUCUUCUAUCACCCUUUUCACCUAUUAUAAAGGCACACUCUUACACUACACAUUCAUGCCAAUAAAUACAUUCACUCUCUACACACACUAGAGGACACACAACUUGUACUAUACACAGUAAACUAGAAGUACCGUAACAGGGGAACAGAGACUUGCUGCUGUGCUCAAGCACCAUUAUCAUUUAAGUGGGAUUCCUAUGCACUAUAUAUAUGAAGGCAAGGAAUUGCACCAUUAAAUUAGGUUGAGCAACUUUUCUCUGCAGGCUGGACAUUACACGGCUUUGACCAUAAAGUAAGUGUAAGUGUCAGUGUGAUAAGCUCGCAUGGCCUAUUCAUGUCAAGGUUGACCCUUCUAUGAGUCAUAUCCUCCUAUGGACAGUGCUCUUGAUAAGUGCAAGCUCAUCUGCUGAUCCAGCCCACCGACCCUGCCACAUUCUUUUAAUCAUUGCGCUGGAUCACGGCGAUUUAAGUUUUAUAGUUAAUUAUACUGACAUUUGGUUUUGUUUAAUUUCAAUUUAAAAGUUCAAUUUAUUUAAAAACUUAAGGGCUAAAUUUAUUGAAUAAUUUUACUUGGCUAGCAAUUUAAAGAAUAUUAACUGGCAACUAACUUUAAAACUCAAAUUAGUGUUCAAUUUCAACAAAUUAUCGUUAAUUAUUAAUAUUGGCAGCAGAUUCUGACAGAUGCAAAGUAUGCCAAACAGAGUGCAAAGUAAUUCUUCUGUCAAAUGAUAUGCCGGACCAUAUGAAAAUCUUUUUCAACAAUGUCGUUCAAGAAGCAAGAAGGGUCAUCAGAAUCCUAUUAAUACAAAAUAGUCACUGUAAAAUAUUCAUGGAACAAUAUGUUCCCCAUUUGGAGAAAAAAUGCAUGUUUUUUACUCAAAAAUUGGAAGAGAAAAACAAAGAGGUAGAUGCUUUAAACAAUAAAAUGAAGCUGUUAUCAACUCAGGUAGAAGGGAUGAAGAGGGACAUUUUAAAGUUAACAUCCCGGGCACCAAAAACACCACUGUCACAAAAGAGUUCUUUAUUAGGAUCAGAAGCAAAAUCACCUUAUGCAUUUAUGAAUUCACAAUUUCGAGAACUAAAUUCAAGUGUUUUCAUGACCCCGGCUCCUUCAAACACUAGCAAUACGAUGACUCUAAAUGCACGUUCACCUUUUCAUUCUUCACAAAGGAAAGUGACAAUUCCAAGAAGUUUACAAUCAAAUUCAUCAUCAAAUCACAGUGAAAUGUCUUCAGUUAACACCCCUCAACAGCAGUAUAGUGGAAGUCAGAUUUUUGUCAUGUCCGACAGAUCACCAAAAAGUGAUAGUUAUAUUUCAUCACAGAAAAAGCGAGGUUCAACAGUUACUCAAAUUCGGACUUCUAAUUUGCGAAAAAUGAAGAAUUCACUCACAUCGAGAAUUACCAACCUCAAUACGAGCUAUUUCUAGGACUUAACCCCUGCAUUUUUUUUGAGAUCAAAAAAACAAUCGAAGGAAGAAAUUAUUUGACUGGUUCUUUCUGCUCAAAAAUAUAGCCUUUUUGGUGUUACAGUUUAAAAAAUAAUUAUUAUUUGUGUUACUUUAUUAUUUCUCAUUAUUUAAAGAACAAUAAAUUAGUUGAAAAAGUUUACAUAUUUUUUUAACAACUGUCAAAAGGAAAGUUUAAUUAGAUUUGCUUAGUAUUAAUAAGGGGCCAAGUAAAAUAAUUUAUAUUUCUUUAAAUUUUAUGCUAUAAGCCUGCAUUAUUUGUCUACAAUCAAACAGCGAAAAGCUUUUAAUUAAGUUUC